AUGUUCGAAGCCGCGCACAGCACGCACCCGCCGCCCUCGCGCCCAGCAGCCGACACGCCGGCAGCAUGCGGUAGCACAGUCCCAUGGCCCAUCAACCCCCCCGUCGAGGCAGCCUGGGUCGCCUGGCACAAGGCGCACACCGCACACCUCAAGGCCAGGGCGCGCAAGGAGGCGGUGUACGCCGAGAUUGAGGCGCUCGCCGCCGCCGCAGCGCGCCGCAAGACCGACGGCGUGCCGGGGUACCUGGUCGUGCUGUACGACGUUGCGUGUCUCGAGCUGGACGACGCGCGCGUGCAGCAGGCGGCGCGCUUUGGCGCGUGGCUGCGCUCUCGAGGAGAGCGGACGGUGCCGUCUGCUGGCGUUGAGCUUGGCGAGCUCGAGCUGUUCCCCGGCGUGCUGGGCUGUGGCGAUGUGUAG
Vanrija pseudolonga is the source of this 417-nucleotide messenger RNA. RefSeq lists its product as uncharacterized. The record is from RefSeq and is a predicted model, not a curated record. The transcript is spliced from 2 exons. Lineage: Eukaryota; Fungi; Basidiomycota; Tremellomycetes; Trichosporonales; Trichosporonaceae. Bases 1 to 417 code for a protein of 138 amino acids.